Messenger RNA from Balaenoptera acutorostrata (minke whale), 2250 nucleotides. RefSeq names its product ATP23 metallopeptidase and ATP synthase assembly factor homolog (gene ATP23). Gene Ontology annotation, biological process: mitochondrial proton-transporting ATP synthase complex assembly; mitochondrial protein processing. The record is from RefSeq and is a predicted model, not a curated record. Gene Ontology annotation, molecular function: metalloendopeptidase activity. NCBI's taxonomy places the organism in Eukaryota, Metazoa, Chordata, Mammalia, Artiodactyla, Balaenopteridae. Gene Ontology annotation, cellular component: extrinsic component of mitochondrial inner membrane. Bases 1427 to 2002 code for a protein of 191 amino acids. The transcript is spliced from 6 exons.
AGGGAAGCUCCGAGGGCAGAGGAUUAGGCCCGGGAGCCCAACAGGCUUCCCGGUGCCUAAGUGGACAGGGAAAGCACUGGCCCCGUUCCUUCGUGCCCCUCCCCCACCGUCUCCCGCAGGGUCUCCCCAUCGCCACUGGACCCCUAACCGUGGGGGGUCCCGCUGGGUGUAGGAACUCCUCCCCUCCGCCAGCCACCCCUCUGGGGUGCUGGUCCUGGAGGUCCGGCCUUUACUUUUGCUCCCCCUUCCCUCCCUCCCACUCCCUCAGGACCCGUGUGGCUGGAGGGGGCCUCAGUGGGCAGAGGAUCAGGCCCAGGAUCUCAGCAGGUUCCUGGGGGCCCAAGUGGGCAGGGGAUACAUGGCAACUCUCCCUUUUGAUACUCUGCCCUCCCAGUGGUUCCCCAAUUUCCCCCUUCGGGCGUGGGAAUCCCUUGCCCUCCCCCAGCCGCCCCUCAGGGGCGCCAGUCUCGUCCGGCCACCACUUCUCCUCCUCCUUCGCUCCCCCAAUGCCCCAUGUCCUACCCAGUUGCUGGGGGUUCCUCCCAUCCCCUUAGGUGUCCAUGGUCCCCCACUGGUGCCUGGUAGGCGCCCUAGUUGUGAGGAGAUGCGCAUUCCGCAUCCUCCUAGUAUGCCGUCUUGACUCCGCCCCCGCUUUUUUUUAUAAAGUUUUUUUUUUUAAUUUUAUUUAUUUUUGGCUGCACUGGGUCUUUGUUGCUGUGUGUGGGCAUUCUCUAGUUGUGGCGAGCAGGGGCUACUCUUUGUUGCAGUGCUUGGGCUUCUUGUUGUGGUGGCUUCUCUUGUUGCAGAGCAUGGGCUCUAGGCGCGCAGGCUUCAGUAGUUGCAGCACAGAGUCUCGGUAGUUGUGGCUCUCGGGCUCUAGAGCUCAGGCUCAGUAGUUGUGGCGCACGGGCUUAGUUGCUCUGCAGCACGUGGUAUCUUCCCGGACCAGGGAUCGAACCUGUGUCCCCUGCAUUGGUAGGCGGAUUCUCAACCACUGUGCCACCAGGGAAGUCCCUCAUAGAUUCUUAGAAGUGGGGGGCCUCAGGAGUCAUCUAGGCCUUUCCAACCCCCGUCACUGACCAGAAACCUCUGUGCCAUCAAUUGACCAGAGUGUUUAUAGACCUCUGCUGGAACAGGUUAUCUUUGAGGCCCUUUGAGACUAUUGGGCUCUUGUAUCGACAGCUUUAAUUGUUGGAAAAAUCCUUUCUCAUACUGAGUUGAAAUGUGCCCUGUGUAACUUCUGCCCUUUGGUCCUUGUACUGCCCUCUGAAGAAAUGUUGGCUGAAUUUAUUCCCACAUGGCACCCCUUCAGAUACUUGAAGGUACUGUGGCCCUAGUUAAGUCUUUUUUCUCUUUUCCAAAUCUACAGAUCCCUUUCUUGCUUCCUGUGGAAAAUAGUCCUGAACCGUUCUAGUCACCUUCUUCUAUGGAACAGCUUGGAUUGGCAGAUCCAUAUGUUAAACUGCUGCUUGAUGCCAUGAAGCAUUCGGGUUGCGCUGUUAACAAAGAAAGACACUUUUCUUGUGAAGACUGUAAUGGAAAUGUCAGUGGAGGUUUUGAUGCUUCAGUGUCUCAGAUUGUUUUGUGCCAGAAUAAUAUCUGUAAUCAGGCCCAUAUGAACAGAGUGGUCACCCAUGAGCUCAUUCAUGCAUUCGAUCAUUGUCGAGCUCAUGUCGACUGGUUCACCAACGUCAGGCACUUGGCCUGCUCUGAGGUUCGAGCUGCUAACCUUAGUGGAGACUGCUCACUUUUAAAUGAAAUACUCAGGUUACAUUUUGGAUUAAAACAACACCAUCAGACUUGUGUGCGAGACAGAGCCAUUCGUUCUAUCCUGGCUGUUAGGAACAUCAGCAAAGAAGUAGCUCAGAAGGCUGUUGAUGAAGUUUUUGAAUCUUGUUUCAAUGACCAUGAACCUUUUGGAAGGAUCCCUCAUAAUAAGACCUAUGCAAGAUAUGCUCAUAGAGACUUUCAAAACCGGGAUCGGUACUACUCAAAUAUAUGAAGACGAUGACAUUUUAUAUUGCAGAACUUCAGUGAUCAUGAAGAAAGUAUGCUUCCCAAGUGGACAAACAUAAAACGUAAAUGAUCAAUUAAAUACAGAGAAGACACAGAAGAUGCUGAUUCUAGCAUCAGAAAAAGUAACUGUGGUAAGAAAUGAAACUGCCUUAAACUCCAAGGCAAAAAUUGUAUCUUUGUAGCUAACCAUUUGGUAAAUAAGGCAAAUAAAUUGCAUUUUUAAAUUUUCUACAA